UUUUCUUUAUAAUGUAUAGAGUCAGAGAGAGUUUGGCACUGCUUUGUUUCUUUUCCCCUUUGGACUUUGGCGUCUGGAUUUCCUUUUAUCAGCCAAUUUCCUUUUGUAAAAAAAAAAGAAAAGAAAAAAGAAUCUAACUAAUGGAGUAUUCGCUUGUUGGUUCCUUGAGGAAGGAUUCCUUUAUACCAUCAGUUCCUGGGAUACGUGGAAUAUGUUCGACUACUUCUUCUUCAGGAGCAGCUCCGGUUCUAGACUGCAAAAGAUGGAACAAUACAGAUCACAAACACUUCCCAAAGUCUAUACAGAUCUCAAGAAAACAGCAGCUUCUGAUGAGUACUACUUCAACUACAAGACUCGUUGCUGCAAUAUCUCGGGGAAGUGAAAAUGACGAAAUAAUGGUGAAUCCAGCUGCUGAUGUUCAUGAUGUGUAUCCUUUCGAAGCUGAAGAAGCUUCAAACACUCCAUUGACCUCCCUUCUGCACAAUUUAGAUGCUUUUAAACGGUUUAUAUGCCUGCACGGACUCGUUGCAACGGUAGGUUAAUUUAUUAUCAAAAGAAACCAGAUUAAUUCAAAUUUCAAACUGAAUCUACAAACAUAUAGAGAGAGAUGUCGUAUGGCUUCCUCUAUAUAGUUAUUAAUCCUGCCCCUUUCCCAAAAUUAUACUCCUUCCGUCCCAUAAUCAUUGUCCAGUUUUAAUAAAAUGAAAGAUUUUAUUUUUGGUCAAACUUAAUUAUAUUUUACCUUAAACAACCGGAUAUAUCCUUACAUAAGUAAUUAUUUAACCACUAAAAUUUUAUGGGUAAU
Molecule: messenger RNA, 805 nt
Organism: Oldenlandia corymbosa var. corymbosa
Lineage: Eukaryota; Viridiplantae; Streptophyta; Magnoliopsida; Gentianales; Rubiaceae
Source: the annotation of a GenBank genome assembly